CGUGAGAAGACGCUUAUUGCAGCCGUGGAAGUGUUGUUGAACAAAAUACGUGCCACCAACACAACGAUAACUGGACGCUUUCGCUCCCGUACAUGCGAUCCGUGUUAUUGUGCUAUAGUUGUUGUUGGUGCUGUCUUGCCGCGUGAUCACACUAGAUAGAAGGCGAAGAAUAAAAGCAUUAUAAAAUUAGUCAGAAGUAAAGGAAGAACAGAAACAAGGGGCGUUCUGCAAAAUAAGAGGAAGAAAAUAGCUAUAUAAAACAAUCCCGUGUGUUAAUGUGUUCUCCAUCGGCUUAGCUCUACAUUGGAGUGUGUUUUCUGUUGUUAGUGUGUGCUUAUUUAUAAACGGAUAGCAUCGUCGUUGCCGCCGUGAGGACUGGUCGGUGGAGCCCUGAGAAGGGGAUUGAGUUGGGUUUGAGCGAAAGCAGUAAAGCGAGAAGAGAGAGAGACAAAAAGUGGCAAAGAAUUCGAACAACAACCAUCAGUUUUGUAUGUUAAAGGUUUCCUCGACCGCUUCUACCUCCCGGCGAGUUCCGCGUGUCCUUUCCACCGAUUUCGCAUUAGCGGAACUGACUGCUUCGUGGUUGCUGAGUGAAUUAGUUUCGUUUGCCGUAGUGGCGAACAAGAUACAACAUACGGUUUAGCUCGGGGAACUGUCUGUGAAAAAAACGACAAACUAGUGACCGAAGCAUGACCCCCGAACCGGACGGUGAACGAUGCGGUUCGGUGUGUUGAAGAAAAGAGUUAAUAUUGCAUGAGAUGAGUUAAUAAAGUAGGCGUUUUUGUGGUUUUAUUGCUGCCUUUGAAACUAGAAUAACUGUCAAAGUGUAAGGUUAGCAGAAUUGAGAGAGUGUUCGAGUUGAAAAAUUAUGUGAACCGUUGACAGUUGCAGUAAAAAUGUCAAAUCAUGCGAUUCGAGGAUAUGUGAAAGAAAAUUUCUGUUCAAGCUAGAUUAAUUUGUGAUUCGAGUUUCGUCGGGCCGGUGUUUCCCGGCUACCAUUAGAAAAUCAUCAAUCUGGCUUCGGCACAAGCAGGAAGUGGAAUCCUAAUAUUUUGCUUAAUAGUUCCAUCUAUACUACUUUGCACUCCAGUCCGUGCCGCUCGUAACAACUUCCUUCGGCAUGAUGACGCCUUGCCGAAAGGAUGCACCUGGACUGGUGCGGUAUUGGAAGUAUCGCAGGAGAAAAGAUCCGAUGAGUUGCAGUGUAAAAUCAAAACCAUAACGAAGACUGAGAGUCUGCUGGCUAAUAUAAGUAGUUAUCAAAUUGAUAGGAUUAAAUCGCUGAAGCUAGAAUGCAACGACAUUAUGUUCUUUGAAAGUUCCUUAGAAUCGACAACAACACCCGGGAAUUUCUUGGGUAAUCUAAACAGCCUGCUGAGGUUGUCGAUCGAAUAUUGCAAAAUAAAAUACAUCCCAGCAAUGGCAUUUUCUAACAUGAAAAUAUUGAAGAGUCUUACUCUUAGUACACAUAACGUGGAUUGGUCUGUGAUGAAUCUAGAACUGCACCCGGAGAGUUUCCGAGGGCUUACCGAGCUUAAAGAGAUCCACCUGGCGGAUAAUAACAUCUGGAGUCUGCCAAAUGAAGUGUUCUGUCCGCUUUAUACAUUGAAAGUGCUUAAUUUGACAGGAAACAGGCUUAGCGAUAUUUCCCAGCUGGGUCUAUCUGAUUGGGGCAAAGGGCCAAUAGCCCCUGGAAAAGCAUGCAAUACUGGAUUGGAAGUGCUGGAUUUAUCCGGAAACGAUAUCACAUUGAUGGCUGAUAAUGGCCUGUCGGCUUUGCGGUCACUGAAUGCACUUUACCUGCAGGACAACCUGUUGAAAGAAAUAGCUGACCGUGCGUUUGUCGGUCUUGGAACAUUGGAAGUGCUCAAUCUCUCCAACAACAAAUUGACCGCUCUUACCCCGGAAUUGUUCCUGUCAUCUAGAAAAAUUCGACAAGUGCACUUGCAAAAUAAUUCUCUCUCGGUACUCGCGCCCGGCGUAUUCGAAGGCCUAGACCGAUUGGAAACGUUGGACCUCUCCCGGAAUCAACUUACCUCGACGUGGAUCAAGCGGGACACAUUUGCCGGUCAAGUGCGCCUAGUUGUACUCAAUCUGGGUCACAAUCACCUCUCCAAGGUGGACCAGCACGUGUUCAAGGGUCUUUAUAGUCUGCAAAUACUAAAUCUGGAACACAACGCGAUAGAACUCAUAGCCGAUGGUGCAUUCAGUGAUUUGAAAAACCUACAUGCCCUCUUUCUAUCCCAUAACCGGUUGCGUCAGAUUGAGCCGUACCAUUUCAGCGAGCUCUAUGUCCUCAAUCAGCUCAUACUGGAAUCGAAUCAGAUUGCGUACAUUCACGAGCGUGCCUUUGAAAAUCUGACUCACCUGCACGAUCUCAGCCUAAACGAUAACCGGCUCGAGGAGAUACCCUCCGGGAUGAAAAGUUUGAAAUUCCUGCAAUCGUUGGAUCUCGGCAAAAACCAGAUAACGGAAAUAAAUAAUUCCUCCUUCGAGGGGUUGGAGGAACUGAUGGGACUGCGGCUGGUCGAUAAUCAGAUAACGGAAAUUUCAAGAGAUACGUUCUUUGCUCUGUCCACCAUUCACGUGUUGAAUUUGGCCAGCAAUCGGAUUCGCCACGUGGAUCAGUCGGCGUUCAGCUCUAAUCCCACGCUGCGGGCUAUUCGGCUCGAUAACAACGAGCUGGAGGAUGUGGCCGGGGUUUUCACCUCCCUCACGUCACUGGUGUAUUUGAAUAUCUCCGACAACAACAUCGGAUGGUUCGAUUAUUCACACUACCCACAGUCCCUGGAGUGGUUGGAUAUACACAAGAACAAUAUCUCGGAGCUGGGAAAUCGCUAUGAUGUGGGGAAUUGGUUCCAGUUGAAAAUGUUGGACGUUUCGCAUAAUCGUAUCAAACACAUCAACUCGAGCUCGUUCCCGAAAAACAUCGAAACCCUGCUGCUGAACAACAAUUUGAUUGAAGAGAUUACCCCCGAGACAUUUACCAACAAGGAGAACCUGGUGAAGGUGGUGCUGUACGGUAAUCACUUGCGUCGGCUGGAAAUGUCCUCGUUGGCACUGACGCUCGUUCCGGACACUCGGACAAUGCCCGAGUUUUAUAUUGGUGAUAAUUUAGUGCACUGUGACUGCAGCAUGGAAUGGUUACAACGGAUCAACGAGUUGAGUUACCUCCGACAGUACCCACAGGUGAAAGAUUUGGACUCGGUCAUGUGCACCAUGGAACACGAACGGGGGGAACUGGUGCGGCCACUGAUGGAAAUGAAGGCCAGCGAGUUUCUAUGCAAAUAUGAGAGCCAUUGUUUUGCUACGUGCCAUUGCUGUGAUUUCGACGCUUGUGAUUGCAAGAUGACAUGCCCGGAUCGGUGUAGCUGCUACCAUGACACGGCCUGGGAAUCGAACAUUGUGGACUGUGGCAGUGCCGGUCUGAUGUCGGUUCCGGCGAAAAUCCCCAUGGAUGCUACCGACAUUUAUCUCGAUGGCAAUAACUUUGGGCAGCUGGAAAGCCAUGUUUUCAUUGGAAAGAAGAAACUAAAGUCACUCUACUUGAACAACAGCCACAUCGGUUCGGUGAAUAAUAAGACCUUUGGAGGGAUUCCGGCACUGGCUGUGCUGCAUCUGGAGAACAAUGGACUGGAGCAAAUUAGUGGUGCCGAGUUCGAACAGUUACGGGAAUUGAAGGAGCUCUAUCUGGACCAUAAUGCCAUCAGUUCCAUCGGAAACAAAUCGUUCUAUUAUCAGAAAUCAUUGGAAGUGCUUACGAUUAGUGACAAUAAACUCGGUGAAUUCAAGCCCUGGGAAUUGAUGCCACUGGGCGGCACGUUUCGGCUAAUCUCGUUAAGUGGCAAUAAACUGAGCUGUGUUUGUGAAUCGUUAGGGAAACUAGUGGAAUGGGCCGAACGGCAGUUUAACGAAACGAAUGGGCUAAGUGAAUUUCAGUGUUCGAAUAAUAAAUUACUAAAGGAUGCGAUGAAGGAAUGUGAAAGCCAUAAGAGUGCCCCGAUUGCGACACCGACCGUGCAAAGGACGAUUAUCGAUAAUGAUUUUAUAGACUACUUGCCACUGUUGAUUGCCGUGCUAGCCGGACUAGUGCUGACGAUUCUGAUAGUGACGCUAGUGUUCAUUUUUCGGAACGAUGUUUGCCUGUGGGCCCACUCCCGGUACGGGGUGAGAAUCUGUAAGGAUCCGCUCAGUGCGAUGGAGCGGUGUGAGGACAAUGAGAAACUCUACGACGGCUAUCUUAUCUACAGUGCUGCCGAUGCCGAUAUGGUAACUAGUCAGAUAGCACAAGAACUGGAACAUAAUGGUCAUGCACUUUGCCUGCACUACCGGGAUAUUCAUUCCGCUGCGUUUCUAGCAGACUCGCUGCAAGGUGCAGCGGAUGCGUCCCGAAAACUGAUCCUGUUUAUUAGUGUUAAGUUUUUGCAACUGGAGUGGUCCCAGCCAGAGUUCCGAGCUGGAUUGCAAGCCGUCCUGGAACUGAUCCGGCCCUCCCGACGGAAACAGAAGCUGAUACUGAUCACCUCGGUGCCUCACUCGAUGCUCACGAUGGAUCCGAUUAUGGACAUUCUCACGCGAACCUGCACCGUUAUUGCGUGGGACGAGCGUCGUUUCUGGGACAAACUCCGUUUUGCCAUGCCGGACAUAGGCAAAAACUCUCCUGUAAAUAAAGCACCCCAUCGCAAAGCUAUCAAUAUUCGGUACACUCCGGCACCAACGAACCCUUCCGCACCGAUUCCUACGUGGCCCAAGCGGCUCAACUCGGAGGUAUGCGUUCAAUAUCCUCCCCAGCCGCCGCGUUCUCCGAACCACAGUACUUACAACACCGAGGAUGAACAUUCAACUGCUUCCUCGCCACAGUACGAGGCACCGUCGCUUCAUCACGCAGGAGGUCACGCAAUGACCACCCCGUUUCACCAUCACCACCACCAUCAUCAUCCGGUAAUGCCUCAUCUGACGGCGCCACCGCCGUCACAUCACAUUCCACUGCAGUCCACGCAGUCCAACCAAACGCCACACCUGCAAACCUAUCCCCAUGCCAUGCACCACCACAGUGGUGGUGGUGGUGGUGGUGUCGGUGGAAGCGGUCCCGGCAGCGGCAGUGGCGUCGUUGGUGGUGGCAACAAUGCAGGAGCUCCCGUGGGGUACUACCGCACCAGUAAGUCCAACAAUACCAACACCAUGGGUCACGUGUACUCUACCAUCCCGGAGUCCCAGUACAACACGCAUCACUCCAAUCGCAGCGAUAGCAAUCGACCGUACUUUGUGUAAUAUUUAAUCUACUUUUAGCCCAUUUUUAAAAUCUACUUUUUCGCUCUCUGUCUCACUCAUUCGUACUCGCUUCAAUAGAGUUCACUAUAAACGUGAAAAAUGUGUAUAGAAAUUGUUCACUACUAGUAGGCUAGGUUAAACAAAAAAAACGAAACAAGAAAAGACUUAUUUGGUUAGGAACCUUAGGAGCACACUCCCGUUGGCACCAUAAAUAUUUCUCUCUCUCUCUCUCUAGCUUUCAUCCAGACGUAUUGGUUGGUCAAUUUAGAAAGCACUAUUUCCUCAUCUACCCGUUCUGAUGAGAAAAGCGAUGGCGACGCUAGCCACCAUGUGAUAAAGCAGAUCCCAGUAUAAUCAGACUGUUUGUUGAUUUGUUUUAAUUGAAAGUGAUCGAGCGGCUGACUUUCUAUCAAUAAUAAUAAUAGUACCCCGCUGUAAAGGAAAAAGAUGCGAUGGAGCACGCUUCAAUUACACACAACGGAAAGGGUCGCGCCCCGAACAAUAGCCCACAUUGUGUUGAGGUUACCACUCUACAAGGCGGUUUAAGUUAUUUACUUAUCAGCUCCAGCAAGCAAACAUAAACAGCAACUUGCGUGUGUAGCGCGCGAAAAGCACUUUCGAUUGAUUGCGCGGCAUUUUUGUUUUGUUUUUGUUUUCUUUUUCAUUUUCGGAACUGAACUUUGAUGGACUGUCAACACUGGGGACACAAACAAUUCUCGAUCUAUGUAGGACACAAUCUUUCGACAGGUUGCAAUGAACUGUCAUGUUCGGUAGGGAAACAACUGAUCAUAGUUCUGAUAACGUUGUGGUUGUUGUACGAAAAUCGAUUGACCUUGGACUCGAAAGCGAGGUGAUAACUGGUGAUAAGACGCCAACAUCUUUUGAAAGUUGUCGUGGCAUAUAAAUUUAAUUUAAUUCGAACCAGAGGCGGUUGUCAAGCUGACAUUUGAUGAAUUGGCUAUUGUCCGAUUGGGAAUCACGCGUGUUUGAAGGUUAGCCUUAAUUGAAUUGGCUGGGUGUGAUUUGGUGAGCAAAUAAAAUUCCUCUUGAAGUCAAUGCAGAUAUACAUUUUCGCAAUGAAUAAAUUGUGUAGAAUUUUCUUGUUGCGGAAACUGAUGUGAUUAAAUUAAGGUUGCAUUCUGUUCGAAAGCUGUAGCAUUGAUAAAUCAACACAAAUAAUACAAGCAAAAUUAACAUAGUGUGGACGCCCCCAAAAUCAUUUCCUAGCCUCGCUAUUCUUUUCUUUUUCUGAUUAUUCAACUGCAAUCAAGAAAUACAACACGACACACAGUGGUGGAUUUUCGAACAAAAGUCGGACAACACCUGAAAUGUUACCUAAUUCGACUGAAAAUCACAAUCAUUUUAAAGUGCUAAACUCAUUUUCGAUGUCAUGAAAUAUUAGAUUCAUUUCUCCAUACAGUGUCAUUGAAUCUUCCUUAUGACUAUGAUCCCAUUUUAUGGUACAUUUCCCGUUCCUGUUCACCAAUCUCCACAAUAUCUUGAAAAAUGAACAACAUUACUUUAAAUCCAAUGUAUAACGUGUUGGUUUACUGCAUAUUUCCCAAUUAUAUUGCGCAAAACACCAUGCGCCUUCAUAUCAGUAACAAAAAUUCUCGACAAACAUAUGAUUACGGCCUAAAAGCCAACUGUCAAAAUCCACUUUGAAUGGAAAUUCCAGACAAACCGUUAUUAGUCGAACACAGUUCACAACAGUUUAUGAAAGAGAAAACUUUUCUCUUUCGUUUACUACCAAUAUCUGUGAUUGACGUGUGACGGUUUGUCCGGAAUUUCCAUUCAAAGUGGAUUUUGACAGUUGGCUUUUAGGCCGUAAUCAUAUGUUUGUCGAGAAUUUAACCCCUUCAUGCCCAUGUUGUUUGCGGACAACAACGUUUUUAAACAGCUGUAACUUUUGAUGGAGGCAAGAUUUGCUCACAAAAACAAGUAACGCUAAUAAAAGCAACUAUUGUCUUUCAUUUGAGUAAUAUCAGUUACAAGGAUCAGCUCUAGAACUGAAGUUAUUGCAAUUAGUCUUAUUGGAUUCCGAUGGAGCAGUGCUGCCAGGGACAGUUUACGUUGACAACGGAUAAUGAAUUUUUCAUAUAUCUUCGUUACGUUGAAAUAUUAUUGAAAACUAAUAAAACUUAUCAAUUUAGACAGUUUUUGGCUACGUUUUAUAGGAGAAUUGCAUUGAAGGUAAAAAUUGAGCAAUUUCUAGCGCUGAUAAGGAAGCACCUAUAUUUAUGAAAAAAAAAGGUUUUUUGUGUUUUUUGACCCCACCGUUUUCAAGGAAAAAAUUGUUUUGCAACCUUACAUGCACUAGAAAAAAGUUGAAAAAAAGGGUUAAAAUCUCGUUAAACUCGUUUGCGCACCGAAGCGCAGAAUGAGACCAUUAUAUUCGAGUAGUUGUAAUUGCCCAUAGCAUGUAUAAUAUUUGUGCGUUCGGCACUGUUUUGUCAGAGUGUACAGAAUACAUUAAUGAAAAAAUAUUUUUGAUCUGACCACCUCACACAUAAUUAAUCAAAAAAGCCAUAGUUCCAAGCAAAUUUAGCAAAUAUAUGGUCGGUGUUAAGUCAGACCGGACUAAGUCGCAAAACAUCAAAAAAUGAGAAAAUGAUAGCACUGGAUAAAUCAUUUCGUCAGCUACAUUCGACUUUUGUCAGAUUUUAAAUAUGUAACAAUAAACAAGAAUUAUGGAGAAAAAUUAUUUCCAAUUGUAAUGUAUAGGAUGCUGCGAUUCAAACUUUAAACUCGUUUUUCUUGAAAUCAAUAUUUUGUCACUUAGUCCAGUCUGACUUAAUACCGACCAUAUCAUAAUCGCAAAUCAAGCUUUUUUCCCUACAAAAUUUAACUUGUUUUGCUAAAAUCGGACCAAAAUUAAAAGAGCAACAGGCUUUUGAAGUGAACAUAGAAAUUGUGGGUUUUAAAAAGAAAAUCACUAAAAAAUUCGGAUAUUGCGACGUUAAAAAUGCUGUUAAAAAUCGUGUUUGUAUCCAACGAUCAAGAAAUUUUGAUUAUUUAAAUAUUAAACAUAACUUUUUGAAGUUUUGUUCGGCCUCCAGCCACUGUUUCUCAAGUUUCUUUUUUUUUUUCUCUUUGCAGUAUUUAUGUUUUAGAAUAAAUAGUAUCAAAAAUAGAUGCUAUAAACUUGUAAUUAUUAAAAAAUUCUUAUUCUUCGUCGCUACUAACUUAAUCAUUUUUAAAUAUACCAGCACUUUUUAUUGUUACCUAAAUAAAUCGAGAUUUUUUUAAAAGAUGGCCAUUAUAGGACUUUUAGGAGCUGAGUUAUUAUUCCUGCAAAAUGUCUUGAAAAUAUAUUAAACGUCAGCUCUUGUAUCCUCUCGUUAUUUUCUUUGUUUUUGAAAAAGUUAUCUCAGUGAUACCUUAAAUUGAGAUUUUCAAGAAAAAAUUACAAAAUUUUUGUUUUACCGGAUUGACACCAAAUCGUUUCUAUCACCAUCAAGUCUCAUCUCAUGAAAAAAAAUUUCCAUGUGUCAGAAAGGCAGUUUUACGAGAUUACACAAGAUCUCGACUUUUCAUGACAUUAUAAUAGUUUUUUCGAUAUGCUAAGGUAUCUUUUAAGGUGCAUCCGGUUUGAAAAUUCAGGAUGACCGUAAAUAUGGGAUCCCUACUGUAUAUCAAGACUAGUAUAUCGAAGAAAUUAUUUUUGGUAGCUGUGACCUGGUUGGCGAAUUGUUUAUUAUGGAUCGUAUCAUUAGAUUUGAAUUACCAGGUCCUAGGUAUAUGUCCUAGACAUUAUCCACCCAUAUUUUAGCACAUGCUGAUAAAACAAAGAUGCUCUUAAGAUCUAUUCUGCUUUACCAUCCUCUGACUUGUCCCUUUAUUUUUUAAAUCCUUGUAAUUUCUAUAUCAGACCCUUACAUAAAUAAACUCCUGAAAAAACCAGCUAAUGGUAGAGUGAAUCUUGAACAAGAUUUGUCAUCUAGCACUCUGUUUUCCCGUUUAAAAUUAUACACAUUGAACUCGCUCAACCAUAUCUGAUCUUCUUUAUUCUAAAGAUUUCAAAAGAACUGUCACGGAAAUAUUCGACCUUUAGUGGACACAGAAAAGUUAAUAAUUUUGAUAUUCUGUCUGAAGCAGGUAAAUUACAUUACUAGCGACAAGCCUUUUACGGAGUGCUACGUGUAUACAUGCCCGCGCACAAUGUUGAGAGUGACGGUCUACCAACCGGUCCGAGUUUAUCGUGCGUUGAUCUACUGAAGUACGGGGUUAGUUGUUUCAAGGGCCCCUUGCUCCAGUGAUCUAAGGUUUUGAAUGGCAAUUGCACUUGACGGGACAAAAUGGUGUGUUCUUUCAAACUCGUGUUGGUGUGUCCUUUGGUGGUAUUGCAUUGCGUUUCAUUACAUCUUCUUUGACGUUUGUAUCACGCGAAUGAACCAUUGGUAGUGAUAUGGCUUGGUGUGACAAUUGCGCAGAGAAUCAUGAGCAUGACUCUUGAAUUAGGAAUGCUGAAAAGUGUACAUACUGUGGGGAGAAUCCACAUUACCAUGUCUCGCAUACAAAUAGUGUCCGAGGAAUCUAUAGCUUUUCCUGAAAAACACUCUUUGUGAUUUCUUACACAAAUAUUGAAAAGAGCUAAGCCACUACGGACUGUAACUCUGAUGAUCUCACAUUUAAUUGCCCAAAAAACUAUAAGCAGGUGAGACUCCUUGUUAAGGUUUGAAUUUUUCUCUUGAAAGGCCACUAAAUAUACCAGAUUGAGAAAGCACUGACAGCCGAAGAAAACAGCUAUUUGAGACCAAACGAGAAUGUUUCAACGCUUUCAGGAAUACCAAAAAUCUGAUGUGACAUUUUAGCAAGAGGUUCAACUUAGUACAGGACGCGUUGAGCACCGGCCACUUUUGGUAUUGCGGAACUCCCCUCGGUAUCAAGGAGACUCCUAUUCUCACGGUACGGUAUGGGGUUGUCUUCUCAAUUAUAAUUGAUCUAGCUUAAUCCACGAUCUUUACUACAGCCUUAAGGAGGUGGACUGCUUUACUGCCUAUACUUACACAUCUAUCCCACUUGUGUUUCUAUGAAACUGGGCAAACGAGCAAUAAACUUUGCAAACAUUUUCGCCAUUUUUUAAUUAGAAGUUUUUGCAGUUGAAAUUUUCGUGUCGUGUAUGUCAAUCAAGUUAGUUGUUGGUUCCUUUGUCCACUUUACAUUUGAGAACAAUACCAUUUAUUGUGAAUAAAUCUGAAUGGGACUAACAGGACCGUAGCGUAGUCUUUUGGCGCCUUUGGUGGAGUGUCAGUUGUGCAUUUCUUUGGUGUUUACAUUGGCUUUCUUUUUAAGUUCGAUUUUACUGUACAUUAAUUUAGUGUGUACUUGAAAUUGGCACUCAUACACCCAAAACGGCGCACUCAGAUUUUCUGUACCUUGUACCAUGACGACAUACACCCAUUAAGUAGAAAAAUGGCAUAUAUAAGCUUUACAUUAAUGAGGGAGAUAAUAUCGCUUGGAUUCCCGUCGCUGGCAUUGCAGCAUCGUCGUCAUUGACGCAUUUUGCCUUUAACCAUUUUUUCCGCUGUUUAUUAAUAUUUCGUUUGCAUGUAUGUGUUGGGAAGUAAUCCUUACUAGAAUAAAAAAAAAGAUUAACGGUAUCAGGACUGGUACUGACAAACAUCUACUCGCCAAAACGCCUAUUUACACCCUAGGCCAUAACGGCACAUGAUAAGUAGUUGUUCGAGUGAGCUAUACGAACUGGUAUGUGUUAUUCAAGUUAUCUCUGCACUGUGUAGCCAACAGCGUGUAGCUAUAGGGUACGACAGAGUUACAAAUAUUCAAAUUCAUUAAGUGAAAAUUGAUCAUAUUCAGCCGCAUUCAUUUUCAACAUUCAGUGGCGCAACUGAAAACGUCAAACGUUCCAGCUGCCCAUUCAUUCAGUGCAGAUUUUCAUUCAUCUCUGAUUAUUGAAUACUUUACGGUGACGUCACAAAUGAACUGAGUGUUCAUUUUGAUAGUUCGCUUGUACUGUUUACAUGGACUUAGAAAAUUUCUUUGCGAUUUGCUUCGAGCGAAUCUAGUCUUCCACAAAUUUUUGUAAGUCCAUGUAAAGCGUACAAGCGAACUGUCAAGAAAAGUGAGGUUAACCGAGUCAGUAAAGAACCUAAUUACACGAAGCGAACUUGCAACAACAAAUCAAACGCAUCAAAGUAGGCCUUGGUACAAUGUAAGCGAUGAUAAUUAAUAUUUUAUAUGUUUUAGCAACAUUUGAAAACAUUUCCUUGGAGAAUUAGUGAAAUGAAUAAUAUUGCACGAUAUUCAACUGAAUGAAUAACAUGGAUUUUUGAAUGAAUAUUUUUUUAUUCAUCACGUCAUGAAAGAGCUUUGAUUAUUUUUAACCCUGGGGUACGAUAUUGUAUUGUUGGUUACAUACUAACGCAUCAUUUGGGAGCUUUUCGCUUACAGUUUGAGAGCGAAAAAACAGAUGCAUUUCCGCUCCCAAAGAUUCGUUUUGGGUGUAUUAUGAUUUAUUUUAUGAUAUAUCCUUACUUCUUUUUUUAGCGCAGACCAAGAUUUUAAUCCGGUGAACCGCACGCUACGGGCAUGAUCAUACCACUAAAAUAUCUUGGAGCUGGUUCCGUUCGAGCAGAGAAUUAAUAAAAUUUAACAAUUGAAACAAGUCAACCGAUUUGCAUUAGCUUCUAUCUAUUACUCUGAAAGAGCCUGAUCAAUGGCAAACAUUUUUCACUAUUUGCUAUAUGAUGUGACUGGUAAUUGGUUUAAAUCUAAGACAGGACAUGACAAUGGGAAGGUCGUUUUUGUUCAAAUUUUACGUGAGAAUCCUCCAGUUGCUUAUUGGUUUAUUCUAACAACUUGCACUAAAGGAAAUGUACUGUACUGUACGGAUAGUGAAAUGAUGUUUGGCAGUGUUGCUAUAUUUAUAGGAAGAUACAGUUAUUACAUUUGACAAAUAGAAUAAUUGUCGCCAAAUCAGUAAAAAAGAUCAAUUUGAAUAGAAUUUAUGCAGCAAAGUAGAACAAGUUUUUACCAUGCAUUUGUCGUAUAUGUGGUCUAAACUUGUUCAAUUGCUUCUAGUUUACUGAUAAGAGUUUUUAAGUUAAUAUAUGAAGUAUAGCCAAUGCAAAAAACACAUUUAGUAAAACAUUCUAUCAUGAGCAUAUGCAUCACAAAACCGCCAGAUAUAUAGUUAAAGAUGCAAGGAUCAACAUUUCCGAAGACGGAAAAUUGAUUCGAUUUUGCAGUAAAAAGAUAUUCUAAUAUAAAGUUUGCCUCUCACACAUGCUUAGAAAAGCAUAUUUACAAAAAAAAUCACCUUCGAUGUUACAUUAUUUUUCACGGUACCCUUCAAUCAAUAUGCAACUUUUAACAAAGAUUUUCGUAAUUAAAAAUGUUACGCGGCCUUAAGGUUUGAGGUAUGCAGAGUGACUGUGGAUCUUUUUUAAUAUCCUUUGAGUUUUCAAUUCCGAUUUUUAAUACAUAUAUAUAUAUUGGCAUAGAAACUUCCAAACUCUUGUGAAUGAAAUGAAGCUAUAGGAAGAUGGUCACAUUUCGUCGCUGUUGUGCUAUCUUAUGACAAACGCCAUUUUGGGAUAAACUGAGUUAGAUAUGCCACUUGUUUAAAAAUUCUCUACAAAGUGGCUGUUUUUAAUUUUUAAUUUUUUUGCUACAAAAGACUGUGUGGGGAUUGGCUCAAGUUAUUUUGAUGUAUAAGAUGUUUUUGUGCGUAAAAUUAUCUGAGAAACACAAUGGCUUAAUCAUUUUCAAAACAAAAAUACACGAAUUGUGAGAAAAAUGCAGUGGAAAUAUAGCAUAUUUGGCAACACUGUAACCAAAAAUAACUAUUUUUUUCUAGAAUCCUUGACUCCUUUCCUUCAAAAUUCAUCUCACCGAUUGCUUAUAGACCAAAUGAAGUCAAAGAUAUGUGUGAGUGCCACUUUUGUUUACAUUUAUUGUAAAAAAUCUCAAUAUAGUCAACCGAUCUUCGUAAUAUUUGAGAGUUUAUUACAGAAUAGAUAAAAGCAUCAAUUGUUUUCUUUGAAUUGUUUAUACCAUUUUUAGGUUUUAAUAUAUAAAUCUCAAUCUUUAAAAAUCGUUUUUCUCGAAAUGUGCUAAAUGGCGCUUGUCAUAAGAUAGCACAACAGUGACGAUUUGGCAUAUGCCUUGUGGAGCAGUGUUGCGAAAAAAGUUAAAUAUAUUGCUGGACCUAGGUUUUUAGCUUUUCUCGUUCGUUUCAUCAGAUGCUGACAGACCGUUUUGGCCGCCAACCAGACACUAAACCUAAAAAAUGCAUACACGAUUGAGAACUGAUUGUUUUUUGGUUUAAAUAAUAUGCGGCAAUAAGUCAUACGGCCGUUGAAACCAUAAAUUUAUUGAAAACAAUGUUCGAUAAACGAAUCAUACUGAAACAGGGUAGGGUCAAUUUGUUUUUCCCGUUUUUGCGAUUUGAUUUGAUUUAAGUCUCUCGUAUACGCCGACAAACCACAAACAACUGAUGAGUUAGACGGCGCCAGUUGUUAAGUGGUAAGCGUGACCGCCACUCACCCUAAUGAGUUCAAUCCCACCCAGUCAAAAAGGGCAAGUUGCUGGUUAACGGGGGGCUAUUUGCCAACUCGGAUGCGCUAAUUGCUCUACAAUUUGCCAGCAAUUUGCUGACAAUAUGCAACAUUUGGGCGAUUUGUCGCCGUCAUUUUUUUGCCGCUCUGGCCGCCCUUAAAUCGCCCCCAAAUCGCCCAGGGAACGCGCCAUUUAAUCGCCCUUAAUUGCCUGAUAUGAAAAUUAAAAAUAAUAAUUAUUUUCGGAUUCACUAUCUACUCACAUAAAUUUAUCAGUACACUAGGUAAUCACCACCAGACUAUAGGAAGAAUCGAUGGUGAAAUUCGUAUUGCACGCCAAAACUUACCACAAUCUGACUUUCAUUUAGACUUUAGGUUAGAGAUCUUGUUCUACUAUACUUACACACGAUUCCACAAUCUCCCACAUUCGUUGGCUAAAUUAAGUGCACUAAACAAACAAAAUACAAGCGGGAACAGGCCAAUUGUUUAAAAAAACAAUUUUAAACUUAAGUCAAACAUGAACCGCCAUGUUUGAAAAACGCAAAAAACAACCAAGUCCAUUUCAGCCGCCAGAAAAUUUGUCUAAGUAUUGAAAUUGCCUUUAAGUUGCAUUUGUUCCUAGGGGCAAUUAGCACAGGCGAGUUGAGUCAAACGUCAAACUUUUUAAAUCGCCUGACCAUGUUCGUCCGCAUUUUUUUUGACAGGGCAGCCGAGGUCGUUGAGAUUUUCUGAGGUGAAAAAUCUGUGGUCACGUCUUCCUUUGGAAGGGAAGUAUAUCCCGGUCCAUGCGUUGCUAGGGCAAUAUCUAGGGUCCAGAUAGUGGAGUCCACCACUCUGGCGUAAUUGGCACCCACGCGGAGGCCGAUGAAAAUAAAAAGUGAUGAGCUAAAGGCCAAUAUUGAAGGCAAUAUUCACGAAGUUUCUCCAGUUGUUCUCAAAAUAUGACAAAAAUGGAUCAAAAUAGGACCGACCGAAUUUAAGACAUUAAAUUACGUGUUAUAUCCCAAAGGCGUUGUUUAUGUUAUAAAGGCUCGUACAGAGGGAAGUAAAAUCAGUUAGAUUGGCUAUCAAUCGUGCAAAGUAAACAAACAUUCUUCUUUUAGAGAACAUGCAAGAAAAGUAGUAGUGUUGAGAAAAAUAAUAUCAUGGCGAAAUAUUUCAAUCGCGUAAACAAGACACUGCAUUAUAGUUUGUGUAACAAUGUAAAAUAAAUUACACAUACCUAUUAGUAUCAUGAACAAAGUGCUGUAUGCCACAAAACAGUAGGUUUUCAAUUAACUCCACUGUGUAACUCGGUUGAAGUCACUCACAGUUACGAUCAAAACUGUGGGUGCCAGCAACAAAGAAGAUCAUUUUAGGCAGUGUUGCACAUUCCACUGUACGGGACUUUAUAAUACCACAGACUCUACUAUAUCCUACCAAAUUAAACAAGUUAUGUAUUUGGUUAUGCAGUCUUUGAUUAAAAAAAAACACUAUUUUGUCUUCAUCCGACGUUUUGAUCUCUUUGGGACCUCUUUCAAGAACUCAAAGGUCUUUAACGGACCGAAACGUCGAGCGAUGACAAAAUAGUGUUGUUUGUAAAUCGGAGACUGCAAAGCCAAACACAUAACCUUAAAAUUGAUACUGUCGAUCCCUAUCCAAAAGACAAAUUUGAGCAAACAAAAAUUAUUUUCAUUGAUUUUUUAGUGUUAUAUUGAAAUUAAAAAAAAAUAAAAAUAUCCUUUUGAAGACAUUUUUAAAAAUUUAAUAUCUAGCUGAUAGCCAAGACGGUCUGUCAGCUACUUACGAGACACAGUCGAAAUACAAUAGUUGGACGUUGGACAGGCUGUUGUUGUUUAUAGAGUUAAAUGUAAAUUUGAAUGUAUUUCAGGUAUUUCCAGGUUGCUCGAUUUUAGGGCGUCCCAUUCAGUAGUCUCUAAUUUUCAUGUGCGUCCCCGCCCGCGCAUUUUUCCUAAUUGCACGCUGCCAAUAAGUGAAGAAUCUGUCUAGCUCAGGGGGUGUCAUCCCAGCCAUCCGCUUUGACAGUAGUCAACAUAUGAUGGGCAUAGCCGCUUCUAGGCCCAUGUUGCAUUGGGUUGCUUCGAUUUUAACAAAGGCAGAUUUUGGCUAGUAAAAAAUGGCCGGCUGGCAGGAGCCAGGUCUAGCUCUUCUAAAACCUGCUGCUUGACUUGUCGCACUGGUUCUGACUUACUUAUCCCCCGCGAUUCGUUCGAAACGUGAUACACACUAGCGCACUAACCUGUUGCUGUUUGCGAUACAAUUGUGCUCGAUUUCCUACCGUUUAUGUGCCAGAAUUUGCGUGACUCAAAACCGAAUGCGUGACUCACCGCAUAAAUGAGUUUGGGGCUUGAAUAAUUGCUGCGGUUGAAAUGAAAGAAUGAAUAUAAAUACCCUGGCCAUUCGGAAUUAAAGUAACGGCUUAAUGUGGAAAGUGUUUCGGAAUUUCUUAUGAACGGGGAUAAAUGGUAAAAGUUUGGCUUAGUUUUAUUUUAUUCCAACAGCUUUGGGCGGCAUUAACACGCGCAUUGCACUAAACGACAAACGAUCGUUUCAUAGUACUUAGAACUAGCUUAUUUGGCUUAGCGAAAAUAACAGAUGAUAAGUGAAGCUCAAUCGAUUUUCGGGUUGUCUUUAGUUGUACAAAACUCGAUAGAUAUUAAGUCUAGGGUUUAUUGAUGAAUAGCGGUAAUAAUUAGGCCCGUACUUGGGACACGGAAGGGAUUGAUCAUGUUGGCGCUAAAUAGGAGUAUAAACUAUCGCUGGUGAUUGUUAAUAGGAAUACGACUUUGAAGAUUGCAAAGUGUACAAUUUUACAAUCAUCUGUAUCAUCUGUAUCUGUACUGGCAUACAGUACAAUCUUGUACUGUAUGCCAGUACAGUAGGCAUUCACACGAUUUAAUAAAAUCACUUUCCUUCGCCGCCCGGCAACGAGGAAACUAAUAAAGGCUUAAAAAUGUUACCAGACAAUUUAAAAGGUUGCAUCGCGUUACCCUGAACGGUGAUCGGUACCGGUACGGUGCAUACCACCAUAGCGAACGAAAUUCUGUCAGCAUCAUAGACAAACCAGUUUGAAAAUUUAUUUCUGUUUCUCCAUCCAUUCAAUCAGCCACAUCUAAUAAUCUUCUUCCAGCUUUCCCCGGUCGAGUAUCAAACCGACCCAAAAGUGGCGGUGGUCGGUAAUCUCCCAUCGGGAUCGUCACGCCACUGCCUGACCGCCGAGUGAGUGAGAGAGAUCAAGAUCAGCAUUCUCCGCUGGUUGCAGUUUCUUUCUUUAGCCUCACUGUGCAGAGACAGAGCUCGCACACGGGCUCGAAUCAUUGUGGGCACGACUGGCUACGUACAGCGAGCGGGAGGAGAACAAUGGCUGCGUUACCUACCACAGAUAACAGACAUGUUGACUAGAAUGAUUUUUUUUUAAUUCAAUUCGUUUAUCGUUUGUGUUAUCUUAACGGUGUUAAUUUUUUGUUUUACAUUUUAAAUUUCAUAAAACUAGUGGAUCACAAUUUGAAAUUAUUUUGUCUACUAGAUUUAAGAGGAACAAUUUUACAACUACCCUAAAACUAGAAAUGCAGUUCGAUUUACAAGAGGAAACAAUUGAAUUUUAUUGCUGAAAUCGAUUUAAGAGCCUGUGUAAAAUUUUGAAUCGAUAAAUUUUGUAAUAAGUCUUCACAACUGCUUUCUGCUACACUGUUUGGUUUCGCUCUAACAUUGUAUUGGCCGCUGCGUUUGUCUGAUGCAUUUUUGACUCGUUUAGAAUUAUUUGCAAUAACAGUUCCAUGGCAUCAUCACAGUUCCUCGAUGGCGGAGUGGUUAACGCACCCAACUAGAGACUGGGAAAUCGUAGGUUCGAUUCCUGCUUGAGGACAUAUCUUUUUCAGUGUUUCUAAUAAAAGUGAAUUUUCACCGUUUCUUCAUUCUCAUUCUUUCUCUGUCUGUUUUCCAGUGGACACGUUCAUAAAAAAUCCUUAAGAAAGGAAAAAACAAAGACUCACGUCCUAACAAGGAAUAUAUAAUUUGAAAUUAUUUUUCUAAUAGAUUUAAGAGGAACAAUUUUUCAACUAUCUUAAAACUAGAAUUGCAGUUCGAUUUACAAGAGGAAAUAAUGGAAUUUUAUUGCUGUAAUCGAUUUAAGAGCCUGUGUAAAAUUUUGAAUCGAUAAAUUUUGUAAUAAGUCCCUCACCAGUGCUUCCUGCUACACUGUUUGGUUUUGCUCUAACAUCGCAUUGACCGCUGCGUUUGUCUGAUGCGUUUUAGACUCGUUUGCAAUUAUUUUCAAUAACAACAACUUUCAAACAUGAAUCUAAACGUCUGUUAUCUGUGACUUUAAACUCUGCAAAGAGGCUGUGUCUGAAAACGACAAGUCGAUUCGGCUUGAAUGGGUCUCUGCUGUGCUUUGCUACUCGCCCUGUCAUACUCACACCCCGAAACCGGGAAGCCGCUCCUUUGUUGUGACUGCGUGGUCCUAAUGGUUGCUUCAUUUAUUAAAACCGUUUAAGAUUUAUUUAUUUUUACAAUUAGUCAUUGAUUAGUUCAAGCGGAGACGGAUACCAGUGGUGUGUGGGAAAAUAGGACGGGAAGUGGGGAAGAAGUGUGGUUUUUGUGUGGAAUGAUAGCUUUUUGCGGUGUGGUUGUUGUUGUACCAUAAAUUAUAAGGGUGAUUGGAAUCUUGAAAUGUAUUGCAUACAUUUAUGAUUGAAAACUUCUUCUGUAAGCACAAUUUAUCGUCCGUUUUAAAAAAGGAAUUGAAGCCGAGAUUUGUUUUAAAAAAUUCUCUAUUCGUUAGUUGUGUAACUUUUUCAGUUAUUCGCAGGACAAGUUAAAAGGUGCGGCAUUUUCUGAUUGAUGUCUCGAAGGACGUUUUUCCAUGUUUUCUUUUUUUCAGAAAGCACUUUUUUGUAUUAAAAUAUGAACGUUUAAGAAUAACAAUUGAUUUAUCUUUCGUAUUGUCAUCAAUAUACACGGGAAUCGUUUAUUUAAUAUUUCCAUUGUCGAUGGCGUGUUUUAGUUACCAAUUUGUUCUAAACCAACACCAAUAUUUUUAUUCGGAAAAUUCGGAGGUAUACAUAAAACCCCUUACCCCCUAGAUCCCCUUUGAAGCCAUUUUUUCUAAUUAUUGGUUGGAGAAAAAAUCAAUUACAAUCCUCUUUUGCUUAUAUAUUUCUAGCCCUUAACUCAAAUUUGAACUCAGAGAUAAAAUGUCUAGAUAACCACAAAAUUUCUACGUUUUGCGCACUUCUAACGCUGACCUAUUUCGAACUCACGGGGGUGGCUUUUUAAACACCUUCCCUCUUGCACGUUAGUUUCCGCUAGAUUAGGCGAACAAAAAGGCAUCUAAAUUAACUUCACCGGUGUAUAUCCAAUAAACAAUUUUCAGCCCAUUAAAUUCGCCAGCCUGGCUAGCACAUUUUGUAACUCAGUCUCUACAUACACCGGACCGAGCAGAAACACUUACGCUUCCGUCACUAUCAAAACAUGUCACAAAGGUAACCGUUUUUAUGGUUUUACGUGACAACGACACCCGAAAUUGUUGGUCGCUGUUGGUGUUUGGGGGGAGCGAUACGACGACCGCCACGUCACGUCACCUAAGCCUGACCGGAUGCUUGUUCCAGGGAACGACGGAGUCGGUUUUAUUUCCCGAAAUAAAACUCCAUUUGCGGGAAUCAGGGGGCGGUGAAGUGGGCAAUCCUUGGAAAGAGGAGGUAAGAUUAAUGGUUUGAUUUUUUAUCGCUAAAUGCCAAUGAUUCUUUUUCCCGGGGACGUGAAAAACUGACCAAAUAGCUUGUCGGUGAAGUAAAGUAGCAAGUUUUUUUCGGAAUUAGAACUGAAUUACAUGACCAAUACUACGGAGUAAUUGUUUGUUCGAGACCCUUGCGGGUCAAAUAAGACUUCCGUGGAACGUUUAGGUAGCCAACGCCCUGCAGAUUAUUGCAAUUUCUGCAAAACCGAACCACCUUGGGUGUUGAGUUGAAUUAUUGGCCACGAUUAUUCAACACAUUAACUAGUAAGUGGCGCAAAGCUGAUGAAUGCAGUCUAGAACUGGCAAUACAAGUGCAACUGUAAACCAGUUCCGUUUUGUUUACAGCAUAUAGUGAAGCCCGUGGGUAUGACCUUGGGUCCGUCUACUUAUUAGGUUUGGCACAAAAUUGAGAACUGGAUUGAUGAUUCGGUAUUUAUUCUGUUGAUUAGGUACUGUUGCGUUGGUCGUCGGGCAAAACAGUGACAGGGUCGACAUGCUGUUUGCCUACGCAAGCAAUGGUUUGCCCACGGGGAUCAAUAGUGUCGCUCAGCGUAGCGUAAACGAAAUCGUAUCUAUACUAUGAUGAUUGGUCGAAUUCGGAAAUGUUACUUUCUUUAGGUGGAAAAAUUGAAGUCUUAUUGUUGUGUAAACUUUUAAAGCUGCCUUUGGUGGGUUUGUGAUAAUCAAGUCUAUCCUGAUAACCAGGGGCGGAUCCAAUUUUUUUUCGGGAGAGGUCUGAAAUUUUGAUUUUAAAAUAAACAUUGUACAAUUCGUAAUACAUAAUAACCUUAUUUAAUGAGUAUAAGUUUUGUUUGUAAAAUUUGGCUUGGAAUGAUUUUGAAUUUAAAACUAGUAGAAAACUUUAAAAUUUCUCAACAAGCAACGUUUAUUUACAAAUACUUGUCUUGUUGAAUACUUGUCUUGUUGAAUACUUUUACUUAAUUUAACUAUACUUUUUAAAUACCCAACAAGCCUUGAAUUUUCUCGAUUUCAAGAGUAGGAUAUUGCCCCGAGAUUAAUGAGCCUGCUAUAAGAGACUAAUUGAGAUGGCGAACUCCCAAGUGGUACUAACUCAUAUUGUACUAGAGGGUCCCUCAUAACGAAAAACAGAAAACGCGUUGAUAAUCGAGGAUGCUUUGCUUUUCCUUAGAGAGUGCUAUUUGUUUGUCUGAUGUCGUUAAAACGAUUGUUACCAACUUUUCGAGCCCAAUAGAAUGCCUUAUCAAUAAGCGGGUUUGUCAAGAUUAGUAGAAUCGAAGGCUGCCUUCUCUCUCUAUUGCUACAAAAGAUCUAGUACACGAUGUACCAUCGAAUUUGCAGUACUGCUUGCAUAGGCGGUUCCAGCUGGAUAGCAAAGGAAGGAGGGGGAACUCCUUUCUUACAAAAUAGUGCCAAAUUUUGGAAACUCAUAUCUUAACACGGUUCGUAUUUUGAGAUUGGCGAAAAGUUGGACAAAUCACACCAUCCUUGAAAGCAAUCACUAUUGUUUCUCUUCUGCUAAUCUUCAGAGAAUCCAUUUCGCCAUUGAUUAUUUUUUUUACAAAAAACACUGCAUAUCUAACCUUUUUGUGUUUUUCCAGUUGGUCAAGUCCAAUUAACCAAUAAACCAAUCAGAAUGCAAUGAGUGAACCGAAGGGUGUCGCUACAGUAGGUCUGUUAGCGAUACAAACUCAGAAAGCAUUUUCAGUAGUGUUGACGUACAAUCGUGUUGUUUUCCAUGCAAAACCAAACAUCAAAAUUACAGAAAAACUAAACAUUUUGAUUCAAAUAUUUAUUUAACCCUUUCAUGCCCAAAUUUUUUCUAGUGCAUGUAGGAUUUCAAAACUAUUUUUCCUUGAAUACGGUGGGGUUAAGAAACACGAAAUGAGAUUUUUCAUAAAGAUAGGAGCUUUCCUCGCAGUGGUAGAAUCUGCUCAAUUUUUACCUUCCAAUGCUCAAUACAAUUCUCCUAGAAUAUUUACAAUAGUCCACUUGCGUGGAAAACGUAGCCAAAAUCACUCUAAAUUGAUAAGUUUUAUCAGUUUUCAAUAAUAUUGCAACAUAGUGAAGAUAUAUGAAAAAUUCAUUUUUCGUCGUCAAUAUAAACUGAUCCUGGCAGCACUGCUCCACAGACUAACUGCAAUAACUUCAGUUCUAGAGCUGAUCCUUGUAACUUUUAAUACUCAAAUGAAAUAUAGUAGUCACAUUUAUUAGUCUUACUUAUUUUUAUAAGCAAAUCUUGCAUCAAUUAGAGGUUAUAACUGUUUAAAAACGUAGUUGUCCACAAACAACAUGGGCAUGAAUGGGUUAAUUACAAGUUAUGAUUGUCAAAUAAGAUAUAAAAAGUUUGAUCUCAUUUUACUGCGCUCAUUUGUUUAUUUAUUUCUGUUCCGCGAAACACCAAAUUGAAUACUUACUUCAUCAACAAAAAAUCUCAAUAAAUUUUUAAUUUACAUUCACUGAUUGCAAAAAUAGUAAUCAGAUUUUUUCACAGAUCCAAUUUUUAUGAAAUUGAUACUUUUAAUUCUGGCUGAUUUUUCUAGACAAUUCUUCUACUAGACCCUUGAAACUAUAGCAAAAGGCGUGCAAAAAAACUACUGAUUUCAAACAUGUUAACACUAAUCUGCUCAGUAAUUGGUUCGUUUUUAAUUCGCUCAAGUUAUUUACAAUCAUCAUCUAGAUUGAAAGAGAUGCAUGACUUCUUGAAGAAAUAUGUAAUGCUUUUUUAUUACAGGUUUGUUUUACCAAAAUGUGGGAAACAAUUUCAAUUAACGUUCAAUAUAACGUUGAACGUUGUGUGGGUAACAAAGACGUCAGGUGCUUUCAAAAAUGCCGUUUUAUUCGAGCCGAAUUGAGAGAAUCGGAGCGCAAUUUCGAAAGCAUUCAAUCUGAGUGCAUAGAAAAGAUAGAAGAGAUUUUUUGGGGCUUAGAUUAGCUUUUUUCCUCCUAAGUGAUUUCAUAUUUCUCAUUUUAAUUUAAAACGAACAAAAAUCAGAUCAAGAGACUACCAUAUACUGAAGACUUGAAAUCGAAACUGUUGAACUUAUAUAUUCGACCAGUCACAACAUUUUAGUCGCAACAGUGUUUUAAUACGGAACGAAUUCUUCGCAUGAAAAUGAAAUUAAGUGCCAAUGAAAAUGAUAUUGCAUUAAAAUAACGCUAAAGCAAAAAAUGUCGUCUCGGUCAUAUCGUUCUCAGUAUAUUUAAAUAUGUUUUGCCUAGUACGCAGGAAUGUAAUGCCUAGGCUUUAUACUAAGAGUACAGAGUGCACAGACCUAAUACAGAAAUUCAAAUUGGGUAAAAUUUAAAGACGUCAUUAAAAUUUAAAAUAAAGUUGUCAAUAUCGAGUAUUACAUUUGAGUUUUGUUAAGCGUGACAUUCACUUGCGAUGAAGCGUUAACUUCUGGAGAGUUUUAGUGCUUAGUCGUCCAUAAAUUAAUUUUUUAAAUAAUUAGUUUAGCGGGCUCGGCUCAAUGCUUUAGCCAAUCGGAGCAGUGGUUCUUAAUCUUUUUAUAUCUAUUUCCAACAACAAAAAUAACAAAACGAGUUUUAAUUGUUGUUCAGCAGAUCUCGCGCAAGCUCUUAGCCAUUGCCUGUUAAUGAGGCGGGGAAAUAUUUUUUCCUCACCAACUGCGUAUAGGGGGUUGUCUACAUCUCUCUCGCUAUUGAACACUUCCGUGUCAUCAUCGUAAAUGCUGCCCUUAUGUUCACGAACAUCUAAUUUCUUCCCUGCUUGUUGCCUUUACGAGGGUGAAUUUCUUCACUGAAUGUGCUGGCUAUAUAUUUUGAGAUACUUGACGCAGCUUUUGCCGUUGUCAAUAUUACCAGAACAGGUGGCACAAAUUUGGUAAUUGUUUGUGUUCAGCGGUUUCUGACCAGUAUAAACCGUAUUGUGCCGUUUAUUCACAGAACUGGAACGUACAAGUUUGUUUAAGAUAUGUGCUAAGAAUACUGUGUGUAAUUAUACUAUCGCAUUAUGUUUUGUACCGCAUUUCUCCCAAACGGACAUGUCACUGCAAGUAAGCGGUAUCCGAUCUUGUAAACGAACAUUGAUUCUCUCACCGUUCAUAUAUAUGAAACUCCUAAUUACAGCAUUGUCACUCACUGUGUCAUGUAUUUUAAAUUAUUCAAAAUUUCACUGUGUUUUAAAUUAUUCAAAAUGAAUGGUUGCGUCUGGACCAAUUUUUUAAACGCUAUGAGCGCUCAAUACCUGACAUGGUAGAACUCAAUAAUGGUGAUUAUCGUAAGUCUAACCUUCAUGUUCACCAUCACAAUAUGUUCCUCAUCACGAACACUCGGUCUUAUGCGAGUCAUCAACAAUCACAGUAUUUGGCCGGAGCACCACUUCUUGCUUCUGCGACUCACUCAUCUCGACAGAUUACUAGGACAAGAAGUAUACUGCCGUUCUACGCCCAACUGUCCCAUGUUCCAAAAUUGACAACUGUGAAAAUCUGUAACAAUUGGACAAACAGACUUCGUAUUUUUUUACGAAGUCUUCGAACACACUAUGUGAUUUGGAUGUGUUUUCUGAAAAUACGCCUGAAAAAUAUUUGUUUGAGAAAAAAAUGUGAAAACGGUCAAAAAGCAACAUGGGACAAUUAUGCAUAGAACGGCAAUAUAAUAUGGUUUCAUUUUCUCUUCAGACAAGGCAUACAAUAAUAAAUAUAUUUGUCGUUCGCUUUGCACUGGCUCGGACAGAAGCAUAAGCCACACUGAGCUUCGUGACCAUUUGGUUGCUGGAAACAGUGAUCUUCUCAAUAAUUCCACUAAUUAUUAAAAGUAGCUGAUAAUAGUUUUUCUUAAAUUUAUUAUUAAAACAUCUCGG
Molecule: messenger RNA, 24331 nt
Organism: Topomyia yanbarensis
Lineage: Eukaryota; Metazoa; Arthropoda; Insecta; Diptera; Culicidae
Product: toll-like receptor 6
Exons: 1
Coding region: 1306-5271 (1321 amino acids)
Biological process (GO): signal transduction
Cellular component (GO): extracellular matrix
Molecular function (GO): protein binding
Source: RefSeq, a predicted model, not a curated record